UAUUUUGUCUAAAGAAACUAUAAACCCUAAACCAAAUUAAGAGAACAAAAGAAAGCCGUGUUUGACAAGAUGCUAAAGCUUCGUAGCUUCUGCAAUGGCGUCCAACCACUCUACUUCAUCCAGUCUUUCCGCCAUUUUCAACUGUUUUCAACUUCAACCUCAAACAACCAAGAGUUUGUCAAUUAUUUAGUAGAAUCUCUAGGUUUUUCCAGCGGACAAGCUCUCUCUAUUUCCACCAAAUUAGCUCGCAAUCGUCAAACUAGAGGUGCAAAAAAUUUCAAUGACUUCAAUAUGUGUAAAAAUGCUGAUUCAGUUGUUGCUUAUUAUACACAAAUUGGUGUUGAAUUAUUGCAUAUAAAAAAUACAAUUUGUUCUGUGCCUGACAUUUUGCUAGCCAAAGUCGACAAAAACCUAAAACCUAAGACUGAAUAUUUUAUUAGUUUGGGUUUUUCUGGGUCUGAUUUUGUUGGUUUGAUCAAGACGAAUCCUCGUGUACUUUUCCAUGGAUUAAAUACUGCCAUUAUUCCCUCAAUUCAAGCAUUAAAGGAAAUAAUGGGUAAUGAUUAUGAAGUGAGUUUAAUUUUAAAGAAAUCGCGUCAAUUUAGGCUUAAUAGUGUUUCCAAAACUUUGGUGCCAAAUGUAGCUUUGUUAAGGAAUUAUGGGAUCAACAUUGAUUUGAUUAGAAGACAAAUAUUAAAGGUAGCAUACCCAUUUUUCCGAAAUACCAAAUUUUUUGAGGAUGCAGUGGCUAGAGUUGAAAAUAAAAUGGGGAUUUCUAGAAAUUCUCCAAAAUUCAUGUUGGGAGUUCAUUUAUUAAACUGCAUUUCGGUGGAGAAAUUCGAGUCGAAAAUACAGAUUUUUAAAAACUUUGGGUGGACAGAGCUGGAUAUUGUAACCCUUUGUAGGAAUGCUCCUUUAACGUUUGCACUUUCUGAAGCUCUGAUCAAGAUUAAGUUGGAUUUUUUCAUGACUAAGCUUGGUUAUGAGUCGAAGGACUUUAGUAAGAAGUUUUUUAUUUUAGGAUUGAGCUUGGACAAGAGAAUAGUACCUAGGCACAAGUUCCUUGUAGUCUUAAAGGAGAAAGGUUUCAUUAAAGAGUACUAUUUUUAUAGUGCCAUGUUAUAUACUGAGUCCAACUUUGUGAAAAAGUUUGUGCUACCGUUCAAGGAAGUCCAUGAAGUUUAUUGCAAACAAGCAGAUAUGAGUUUGGAGACGUUAACUGUGGAAUUGUCAAAACUGAAUUCUGAUGCUGUUUGAUGGUAGCCAAAAGUGAACUCAAACAAUUCAUAAAGGAUCUUAUAAGGAAGUUGAUUCUCUAGUAAAGUGAGAUCGUGUCUAAUUUCAAAAGAUGUUCGUGUGCUUUGAAAUAUGAAAUCGGUUGCAGGUUCCCAUUGAGAAUAAGCUUCUUGAAUGAAUUCAUACAUUCCGUCAAAGCCAACCACUGCAGAAUUCUUGUUUUCAGACUUCUUGAAGAGCUUACGAAACCUUUUGGAAGGUACUUGAUCAUAUCAGAUGCUCUUGUUGUUCUUGUCGCAUUUGUAGUUAGAAUUCGUUCUUUUUUUCUUGUAGGCUCAUUAUCUAAUUUCGACAACCUAAGUAUCUUCCUACAUAGGUACUCAACUAUAAAGUACCCGUCAAUAAGUUUGUUUUGACGAACUCGUCUUCACUUUUUUUCGAGCUUCAUGGACUAAACCUUUCAUUAAAGUGAUAUAAGCUUCCAUCUCUGUUUCUUCGAUGUACUCGAUUGAUACAGGUGUUUCAAUUAUGCCAUUCUUUGUUCUGCAAUGACGCUACGACGCAUCAAACUAUAAGCGGAAAAACUUUCUUGUAACCUAGUCAUUUUUUUUUUGAUAUUAUGUAUUUUCCCUAAAAUAUGAACACUUAGAAAUUCAUUAACUAAAACUGAUGUCAUAAGGUCUUAAACUUGUAAUCUUAGACUCAUCUCAUGAGCUACAAGAUUUUAAUGAUAAGAAACUCAUUUGGUUCUUUAUAAGUUACUUUUUUAUUUAGUUAUUUAAUUCAAAACAUCAUAGAAGUACUUUCUAAUGAACUUUAUAUCUCUUAGUUGUUCAUAUUUUUUAAAUUUUAUAUAUUUUUUAUGGUUAUAUUUAAAAAAAAAGUGUAAACUUUUAAAAUUCAAAACCUUAUUACUCUGUAUUAAAAUUUUACUUUCAACCAUUAAAUCAACUCCGUUAAAAUACAAUUGUUGUUUUGCUUGUGGUUUCAACUACUAGACGAGUCUAUAAUUUUCGGAGAAUAUGUGAUUGUUGUUUUGCCGGUGAGUUGUGACUUUUCUUUUUAACUCAUUUUUUUACGCUUUUUUUAAUUUAUUUAUUUGUCAUUCCGCAAAGAAGAAUAUGUGAUUGUUAUUUUACUUCCAGGUAUAUAUUGCUUGUGAGUUGUGAGUUGUGCGUUUUGUGAAAGAUUCAGCUCAAUAAGGGUCCAAUGGCAAGUUUUUUUGUUUUACAACGCCUUUUAAUGCUAAUGGGGCCCAUUAAUUUGAGAUUUGGGAGUUUCUUAGUAAAAUAAAUAAAAUUUAGUGGAACGAGAAAUUGAUUUAGCGAAUUCGACAAGAAAUAAGUAAAUAAUAAAGAUGAUUGGUUUAGAUGGAGAUAUAAUAUAAAUUUGUAAAUGAGAUUAAAAAAGAAGAGUGAGAUCAUGACAAAAAAAAAUGGUACAAAAUUAUUGGGACCAAUUAAAAUGAAAAUUAAUGUAAACUGAGAGUGACAUUAAGUAUAAGUUUACUUGCUACGUGUCAUUCAUUUAGUAUCAUUUCUUAUUUUGAGUUGUUUCUCUCAUUUCACACAAUUUUUAUUUUUGAAAAUAGAUUUACUACUUUUAUUUUCUUUAUUGAUAACUUUUUAAAUACCUUACCAUUUUAACUCAUUAUAUUUGACUCUUUAAUUUUACUGUCAUUUGUAACUUGUAAGUAAGGCAAACAGUGAUGGAGGGAUUACAAAUCAAUCUCAUUGCUUUUGCUUUAUUCUAAAUUUGAUACAUUAAAAUUAUAGUUGAUUGGUAUUAAAAUAAAUAAAGCUACAUAUAUAUAAAUAAAACUUAAAAUGACAAUAAUAUUACUCCAAGCGUUUCUAAUAAAUUACAACAAUAUAAUUUUACACAUAAAUUAAAAAGAUGGAACCAUUUGUUGAAAUGUAUAUGUAUAAGAAUAAAAAAAAUUAAAAAAAAAAGCGAUAGAAACUUUUCUAUAAAAUAACUUUGUAGCAAAAUAAUAGGGGAGAAAUGAAAGAAUCUCAUUAAAACAGAAGCAUAAUUAUGAAGGAAAGACUUGGAUAAAGGCUGAGUUCAAUUGUAAUAAGGCUAUUUUGUAUUUCUGUUUUAAUUCCCAUGUAUUGCACGCGCUUUAAUAAUUUGGCACGGAGGUAGUUAUGGUUGUUAGGCACCUAAACUAGCCGUUAGAGUCCUAUAUAAAGGGACACCCACAUUUGUAUCAAGAAUUCAGAUUGUUCGAUAAAAUUCCUUCAAGUAAAUUGCCUUGCAAUUUCCUUUGCCUGGGUGGGUUCUUGUGAGUGAAACAAAGGGUGCAUUCGAUUUAUUCCACGAGGAUUAAGAGAGUGAAUCUUAAUCUCAAUGUGAGGAAGAGGCCAAUUGGUUGUUAAAAGCCAAUUUGUUUCUAUCCAAGGCGUAGAACCAUUCAUCAGAAUUGUUCUUGCCACCUUUUGAUUACUCAGAACAGGAGACAUUUGUGUGUGACUUUCCGAUCAAGAUCAGUCUUGAUCUUAAGCUCGGAAGGUUUAAGUGCAUUCUUGGAUCAAUCAUUACUUGCGCGCAUCAACUUGGUAUCAGAGCUGUGUUCUGAGAAGGGACACGAGCAAACGGAGAUAAGGAAAGCCAGGUAACAGAUCAAUCCACACGUUCUGGUAAAAGUGAUCAGAGAAUCAGGUAUUGUGCAAUUUUGUUUCAAUUUUGCAAACACAGGUACGAAUUCAAUCUUUCUUUGUUAAUAACUCGUUUAUGAUUAAGGAAUACAGAUUAUAUCUUGUCAUUGUACGAAUUUGAUUGUGGGAUAAGAAUUUCUGAAAAUCUGUUUAUCGUAUUGAUGAAUGUGCAUUAAUUUGUUUUCUGAUAAUUCAUUUCUGAAGUCAUUAUACAUAUCAAAUUUUAUCAAUUAAUUCAUUAAACUCAAUUAUUGAAUGUCUUGAAUGUAAUGCCUGAUAGGAAUUUGACGAUAUUUGUGUUUUAAACAAUCGAACAAUACGUUUUCGCUGAGAAAAUUGAUAUAUACAAUUUUGAUUCGUGUAUUUCAAUUCCUGAUUGUUGUGAAUGUGAUAUUUGAUUGGAAUUGAUAGAUUUUGUUUGUGAACAAUUGGACAUUAUGUUUGCCCUGAGAAAAUUGAUGAUAAUAAUCUGAUUCAAGAAAUUUAUUCUGAAAAAUUAGGGUUUUGUAUUUGUGCGUUUGUUUUUGUUUCUGAAAGAUUCUUGCAUUGUUGUAUUAAGGACAACAUGAACACAGAUGAGAGGUUUGCUGAAAUGGCUCUUGCCAUUCAACAACUUACACACGCUAUGGCUAGACUUGAGGUGAACGAACAGGAAAGAGGAACGCCUGUACACAAUCACGAAAGAAACACAGAGGACAGAACACUUAGGAUAGAUGUUUCUGAGUUUGGGGGAACAUCCCACAACCCUGAGGAUUACUUGGAGUGGAAGCUGGGCUGGAAAGGUACUUUGAAUUCAAAGAAACCUCUGAAGAACAGCAGUAUAAACUAGCUAAGAUCAAAUUAACCAAGCUAGCUGCCAUAUGGCUUGAGAGAGUUCAGAAACAAAGAAGGAGGGAGAACAGGGAGAGGAUUAACACCUGGGCUAAGCUGAAGAAACACCUCAGAAAGAAGUAUGUACCUUCAUCCUAUAGGCAACACCUCUUUGUGCAGUGGAGCACACUUAGACAAGGAAGUAAAACCGUAUCUGAUUACAUUCAAGAGUGGGAAAGACUAUCUGUUCUGUGUGAUGUUAAUGAACCAGAAGAAAUGAAGAUAGAGAAGUUCAUAGGAGACCUGAGAGAGGACUUGAGGGAAAAGCUUGAGGUGAUGCAGCAUUUGACUCUUGACACAGCCUGUAGUAGUGCACUCACUUAUGAAAAAUACUCUAAGAAAAGGAAUACCUAUGCCCAGCCACUUGAGUCUACCCUUCCUAAGCUUAACACAGUAGGUAAUACAGCAAAUGUGGGAAUAGGUACCAGCUCAACUUACAAAAACACUAAUCCAUUAGUACUCAACAGAACCAAGGACAGACCCAACGUACCUAUAAAGGAUGUCAUGUGUUUUAAGUGUCAUGGCCAUAGUCACUAUAGGAAUGAGUGUCCUAAUGCAAGAGCUUUCACUAACAUAGAGUGGACUGAGAUUCACAGUAGGGAGAGGGGACCCAGAGCUAUGUUAGUAGCCAGGGAUAGAGAGGAGAAGGUUAUACUCCCACCCACACCCACAGAUGAACCAGAAGGUUCCUACAUCCUGACCAAUCUGGGCACCCUUCAAAGAACUGAACCAGGGAAUACGGAGGGCAGUGAGUCAGAGGAAGAGAGCAGAGAGCAGAGAGCAGUUAUACCCUGAAGAAGGCAACUACCAUUUGCUUGUAAGAAAAAACUUCCAUACCACACCAAGGGGAAAGAAAACUGAUCAAAGGGAAAGAAUAUUCCAGACCAAAUGCAGGGUUCAGGAUAGAGUGUGUGACCUUAUAAUUGAUGGGGGUAGCAAGACCAACUGUGUGAGCCAUCAGUUAGUGCAGGACCUGAAAAUGAACACUCAAGACCACCCUAAUUCAUAUAAGUUACGAUGGUUGGACAGUAAGGCUGAGGGCUUUGUAAGGAAGCAAUGCUUACUCAACUUUUUCAUAGGAUCCUACAAUGAUGAGAUGCUUUGUGAUGUCUUAGAUAUGAAUGCGUGUCACAUACUUUUGGGAAGACCGUGGCAGCAUGACAAACAUUCAGUACAUGACGGGUUUACCAACAUCUAUACCAUCAACCAUAGGGGGAAACUGAAAGACCUUAUACCCCUACCUCCAUAUAAGAUCAUUUCCACUCCUUGAAAACAGAAGAAAGCAAGCUAUAUCCUGAACAAGAGAGACUGUUACAACGGAGUACAGAAUGGGAGAGAAUGUGUGCUUCAAUUCACCAAGAAAAUUAGUGAGGAUCAGGACCAACAUCAUCCCAAAGCCUUGGAGUUAUUAGAGACCAAAGCAUUAGCUCCUGAGUUGAUUAAACCCUUGAAUGUGGAAGAUGUUGAAUUAAACCUGGAAAGUCCAUAUUCUCCCUUUGAGAGUAUAUGUGGAGUGAAUCCUUUAAUGACCACUUCACUAGCUGACAUUCCUUCUCAUUGCAGGUAUCAUACAGAUGGUAAACAACAGGCUGUAAGGAUGCUGCAACUACAGGAAAAAUCAAAAUAAAUAUCAUCAAAGGAAAGGAACGAUACAGUGCCAAAACAAACGAAGACAGCAAGCAUAAGGGAUUUAAAGAAGGAAACAUAGUGUGGAUACAUUUGAAUCUCCUGGAUAUCUAUGGGGUCUCUGAGGCUUUCAAUAUUGGUGACUUAAAAAGGCAUGAAGGCACCACAAAAUUGGGGAAAAUUCUGCUUGAAGAAGGAGGGGAUGAUCCAAUUAUGGGCAACCUACAAUCCAAUAACAAACAAGAAGAACAUAAUUGGAUUAAUAUACUUGCUAAGCCUACUAAGCCUAAUGAACUUGCUGACUUUCGUUGGAGGAUUAAGGAAGAUCACCUUCAAAAUGGACUAAACAUCAACAUAGAAGCAUGGCAAGAUCAAGAAGGAUCAAAGGGAAGCCUCCCAACAGCAGCCAGAUAGAACAGAAGACUGAAUCAAAGCCCACAAACAACAGAACAAACAGAGCAACAGACUGCCUGCCAGCCCACCUUGCGAGCCAUUGAGAGCCCAACCCGGUGCAUGAAUGAACGUGGAAAUUCAGAGGAAGGCAUCUUUAUACAUGGACCAAGAAGCCCAGACCCAAGGACGAUGCUGAUAACCCUCACAGAACCCACGAGAACAGCUGCAAGGUCAUGUGCUCACCAGUUUUCUGAUAAAGGCUGAGUUCAAUGGUAAUAAGGCUAUUUUGCAUUUCUGUUUAAAUUUCCAUGUAUUACACACGCUUUAAUAAUUUGGCACGGAGGUAGUUAUGGUUGUUAGGCACCUAAACUAGCCGUUAGAGUCCUAUAUAAAGGGACACCCAUAUUUGUAUCAAGAAUUCAGAUUGUUCAAUAAAAUUCCUUCAAGUAAAUUGCCUUGAACCAUUCAUCAGAA
Amaranthus tricolor (Joseph's coat) is the source of this 7259-nucleotide messenger RNA. Its product is annotated as transcription termination factor MTERF9, chloroplastic-like. Gene Ontology annotation, molecular function: double-stranded DNA binding. The coding region runs from base 70 to 1257 and encodes 395 amino acids. Lineage: Eukaryota; Viridiplantae; Streptophyta; Magnoliopsida; Caryophyllales; Amaranthaceae. Gene Ontology annotation, biological process: chloroplast organization; regulation of DNA-templated transcription. Gene Ontology annotation, cellular component: chloroplast. The record is from RefSeq and is a predicted model, not a curated record. The transcript has 2 exons.